CGCUUCACAACACAUGCACCACCAUCCGGCAAAACCACGCAGAAAUGGCUCCCGUACUGUGGUGCUCCCCGGCCGAGCAGAGGUGACGAGUGCCAAAUGCGUUCUCCCAAGCAACCGGCGAAGCUCGCCAUGCUUUUACUGCUGGUAUUGCUGCUGCUCUGUGACGGAGUUGGCAACGUCCAUUGCGCAAGGAUCCACGAGAAAAGCGCCGAUCUGCACGCUCUGCUCGACUUCACCUUGAGUAACUGGAGUACCAAAGGCCACUUCUGUCACUGGAAUGGUGUCACAUGCACCACGACACCACCAUUCUGUGUCUCGUCACUUCUUCUCGCUAGCCAAAACUUGGCAGGCCAAAUUAGCUCCUCUCUAGGAAACCUAACUUCCCUCACACAGCUUCACCUUUCGGGGAACUACUUUGUUGGCCCCUUAGGCCAACUCCACCGCGCCACCCCAUCCUGUCUGGCCCUGUCCGUUUGGGACAAAAGGGAUAAAGGAGGCGGUCCAAUGCGCGAGGUCCCGGACCCAUCUUGUCCAUUUUGUAUCCGGGCCGACCCAUUUCGAGCGCAAACUUGCGCCGGGUUUGAGUCACGGCAGACACCAAACGGACGCGCGCCUCGUCCGCUUCGGGGCCGCGUGACAGGCGGUCACCUACCUCCCACUCGCCCACAUCAAUGCGCACGAGGGGGCGGCCUCACCUGUUAUCCGCAUGUCGAACGGUCGCCGUCCUUCUUUAAGUGGGAAGCGUGGACGGGUCGUCGUCCACACUGCCCCACGCCACCCAGCGGCCUCCUCGAACCCUGACAGCGCCGAACCCUAGCCUUCCUUUGUCCUCGAGCUCGCCGGCCGCCCACCUCGCCAUGGGCUUCUGGAACGGCAAGGGCAAGCACGACCGCGAGGCCGGCUCCUCCUCGGGGCGCCGCCGCGGAUCCGUGAAGAAGGAGGAGCCCGCGUCUCCGCCGCGCUCCUCCCGUCGAGCCCCCGCGUCACCGCCGCGCUCCUCCCGUCGAGCCCCCGCGCCGGCCCCCUUCACCAUUGCCCAUAGGCCCUCCGGCGAGCGCGACCGGCAGUACAUCUGCGCGGACGUGUGCCGGAGGUACUGGGAGAUGAGGAUGCCGGUCCGGUGGAGCGACGCCCACCUCCCCAACGGGUGGCACCUCUUCGCGGACCGGGUCCCCAUCCCGCCAGUGCUGGCGACCGGCCGUGCACGGCGCGAUGAGAUCAACCGCCGCCGCCGCCUCCUCCCCGACGACCUGUACUACGACCUCGGGUAUGCCCCCGACUCCCCGCUCUGGGGCACAUGGCUCCAGGACGAGCACGACACGCGCCGCGCGUCCUAUUUCGCCGGCACCGUGUCGGGGCCGCGGAGGCCACGUGCAGAGCCGCGCGGGCGUACGCGGGUGCGCGGCCUGACGCCCACGCCGUCGCCUUCCCCGUCUCCGUCGCCCCCUCCCCCUCCUCGCAUGAUAGAGGAGGAGGAGGCCCGUCUCCUACAGCGUGUCAUGGCGGACUCCAUGAACACGCACGACGAGCGGCAGUGGGACGGCCUGGAGGAGGCCAUGGCCCUCUCUGCCGCCGGGGACGUCGCCUUCCCGGAGCUGCAGCUGGCGGCCGUCACGGCGGCCGUCACGGAGGAGCCGAUGGAGGAGGACCCGCCCGCGUUCGAGCAGCUCCUGGGCCAGGGGUGGGGCUGGUCCUGCACUGCGCUGGAGAUGGCCGCCGACCUGGGCGUGAACUGGUGCCCCACUCCGCCGCGGUCACCUGAGCGGGAGGCGUCACCGCGGGAGGAGGUGGUGCAGGCACCUCCGGCCGUCCAGCCCGGCCCCGUCUACCACGCACCGCCGCCCCACCUCUGGACGCCGCCUGAGUACGUCGACCUCGUCAGCGACGACGACACCGGCGGCCAGUGAAGACGGCGACGGCCAC
This is a messenger RNA of Triticum aestivum (bread wheat), 1923 nucleotides long. RefSeq lists its product as uncharacterized. The transcript has 2 exons. The record is from RefSeq and is a predicted model, not a curated record. The coding region runs from base 858 to 1907 and encodes 349 amino acids. NCBI's taxonomy places the organism in Eukaryota, Viridiplantae, Streptophyta, Magnoliopsida, Poales, Poaceae.